AAAGAGAGACGCACAGACGAUCAGACUGAGUUCAGACCAAACUAGCAGCUUCCUCUGAGUGAGUCCAGCUACAGGAGAGAAAAGUGGAAAACUCCAACACUGCUGCUUCAAGCUGCUGACGCUCCACACACUGAAUGUGAGUUUGAGCAAAAACACGACUCAAAGGAAGUUUCAGUGAAGGUAGUAGAGGAGGGAGGGGAGCCAGGACUGACUGUACUUCCUGUCUGCUGUUUUCAGCUUCACUCACAGACUCAAUGGCUUCCAGAUCAGAGGAGGAUCUCUGCUGUCCGGUCUGUCAGGAGGUCUUCAGAGAUCCUGUUCUUCUGUCAUGUAGCCACAGCUUCUGUAAAGACUGUCUGAAGAGAUGGUGGAGAGAGAGACCAACACACGAGUGUCCAGUUUGUAAGAGAAGAUCUUCAAAGGAAAAACCACCUUUAAAUCUGGCUUUAAAGAACCUGUGUGAGUCGUUCUUACAGGAGAGAGAUCAGAGAGCUUCAGAGGCUCUCUGCAGUCUGCACUCUGAGAAACUCAAACUCUUCUGUCUGGACCAUCAGCAGCCAGUGUGUCUCGUCUGCUGUGCCUCAGAAAAACACACCAAUCACAGAUUCAGACCCAUCGAUGAAGCUGCACAACAACACAAGAAGGAACUUCAGGAAACUCUGGAGCCCUUAAAGAAGAAGUUAAAGGGUUGUGAAGAAGUUCAAGUGAAGUUUGAUCAAACAGCAGAACACAUUAAGGUCCAGGCCCGACACACAGAGAGGCAGAUUAAGGAGCAGUUUAAGAAGCUUCACCAGUUUCUAGCAGAGGAAGAGGAGGCCAGGCUGGCUGCACUGAGGGAGGAAGAGGAGCAGAAGAGUGGGAUGAUGAAGGAGAAGAUGGAGGCUCUGAGCAGAGAGAUAGCAGCUCUUUCAGACACAGUCAGAGCCACAGAGGAGGAGCUGAGAGCUGAAGACGCCUCAUUCCUGCACAACUACAAGGCUGCAGUGGAAAGAGUCCAGCGCUGCCCCCUGCUGGAUGAUCCACAGCUGCCCUCAGGAGCUCUGAUAGACCAGGCCAAACACCUGGGCAACCUGACCUUCAACAUUUGGAACAACAUGAAGGACAUGGUCUCCUACACUCCUGUCAUUCUGGACCCAAACACUGCUGAGCCAGAUCUCAUCCCGUCUGAAGAUCUGACCAGUGUGAGAGGAGGAGGAGGAGAUGAACAGCAGCUUCCUGAUAAUCCAGAGAGGUUUGAUCAUUUCUGCUCUGUCCUGGGCUCUGAGGGCUUUAACUCAGGGACUCACAGCUGGGAUGUUGAAGUUGGAGACAGUACAGGGUGGACACUGGGUGUGUUAGCAGAGUCUGUGCAGAGGAAGGGAGACAUAUGGUCUGGAUUAUGGGUAAUAGGGUUUGAUGGAGGUAAAUACUCAGCAUGUUCACCAUCAGCUCCAUCAACUCUUCCCACUGUUAUCUCAGUAGAGAAGAAGUUCCAGAGGAUCAGAGUGAAUCUGGACUGGAACAGAGGAAAGCUGUCGUUCUCUGAUCCUGAUACUAAAACACACAUACACACCUUCACACACACUUUCACUCACAGGAUGUUUCCAUUCAUUAAUACAUGGGAUAAAGUGAAGGUGUUGCCGUUGAAGGUGUCAGUGUCAGUGGAGCAGAUGAGUUGAGGAUGAUGAUGUUUCUAAUGUUGUUUCCUGUCAGUGAAUUGAAGCUGUUAAACUGCAGCUGUCCUCCUGCUGCCUCGUUGUUCCAAAGCUCUUUGUUUCUCUUUAGUUCUCACUGUUUCUUUCUGUUUCUGCUGUCCACCUUUUCACAUGGAAAAUCAUUUCACUGUUUCUCACUGAAUGACUCCCCAAACUAGAUUUGAAAUUCUAUCAAGUUUCUAAUCAUUACAAGUGAUUCAUGUUUCUAUUUGAUGUGUGUAAAUGGAGAUGAUUUAGUUUGCUGGGAUAUGGACUGACAUGUGUUGAAUGGGAGGAGCAGUUUGUUGUUGUCUUCUUGUCUGUUUAUGACAACAAUAAAUAUGUUGUUGAAACAAUGAUUCAUGUUUAACUCCAUAUAUGAAAUGUUUCUGAUCUUUGAAUUCUGUUUGAUUAAAGACUUUCUUCAUGACACAAAUGAGAUUUCAGUGUAUUAAUAGAACUAAAUAAGCUCAGAGUUGAAAGGCUGGAGUAUUAUGUACGUGCUUCACUGUCAGUAUCUUCAGGGGGAUUCAAAGGGAAACAUCAAACUGCUGUAAUGAGAUAAACUAGUUGGGCUGAACACACUUAUCUGUAGUUUGUCUCCAUCCAGGAUCAUCAGAAUAUAAUGAACAUGUGUGAAGAGCCAAAAAAUGCUGCUCCCCUCUCAGCAUGAUGAGCUCCAGCCUUUGUUAACAGGACAACAGGAAACAUGAGACAACUUUCAGAGACAGUAACCAACUGUGGCCACAAGAUGGCAGCAGCUGAUCUGAGAUCCUUUAUUGGACAGAACGACUCUGUGACGUCAUCAGAGAGACGGCCUUCACUUUGAUAGAUCUGACGUCAUGUCUGCACUGCGAUGAUGAAAGCUGAUAAACACAUUGUUAUUGAUCCAUGAAAUCACCUCUGUCCUCUCAAGUGUAGCUGUUUACAGAGCUAAAGAAGUCCUUCAUCAUCAAAACAGACAAACAUGGAUUUUCUGUAUUAAGUGACGUCAUCCUCACUCUAACCUCUUACAUACAUUCUGUUCAGUUUUCCUGCUGUAAGAAAUAAACUGUGUGCAAAUAUAAAUGCAGGGAAACAUCCAUUAAUCACAGGUGAGCCGUUUGUUUCUGACUCACAUUAAAUGAGGCUUCAGGUGUAAAUACCUCAGAAGUGUUUGUGAGUUCAGUAGAACCAGACCCAGUCAACCAUCAUGGCAUCCACAGCACUACACAAUGCAACAGAAAGGCCUUCAUCAUCUGCUGAAGCACCUCUGAACCACGACGCUCUCCCUGCAUCUAAAAGCUGUUAGUCAGGAUGAGAUGCUGCUGUGAUCGCUCACAGUUUACCUGUGAGAUCUUUGUAAAUAUUGUCUUUGUUUGUGAAGGAAACACCUUUAGUCUGUUUUUAUUUGGAGUGCAGAUCUGGGCGUCCAUCACUUUAACCUGCACACGUUUAGUUAUUGAGUGGAGUUGAUGUUUGGCAGCAUUUUAUAAGUGACAGUUCAUGAACGGUGCAGGAACAGAGGACGCCUGACCAUCCUACCUGUGUCAGUAAGAAAACUUUCAUCACAACUUCACAACUUAACACAACUGAA
Pelmatolapia mariae (spotted tilapia) is the source of this 3249-nucleotide messenger RNA. RefSeq names its product E3 ubiquitin-protein ligase TRIM35-like. The coding region runs from base 255 to 1658 and encodes 467 amino acids. Gene Ontology annotation, biological process: protein ubiquitination. Gene Ontology annotation, cellular component: cytoplasm. Lineage: Eukaryota; Metazoa; Chordata; Actinopteri; Cichliformes; Cichlidae. The transcript has a single exon. Gene Ontology annotation, molecular function: ubiquitin protein ligase activity; zinc ion binding; protein binding. The record is from RefSeq and is a predicted model, not a curated record.